AUGUCUGUUUCCCUUUCCCCGGUCGAAGCCCGAAAACUUGUGUUGAACUGUCAGCGCGUUGUGCAGGUCGAGCGUAGAGGGCGAGCCAUUGAUGCGACGCUGUCGGCACUGCAGCAUCUUGGUUAUAUCCAGAUCGAUACGAUUUCUGUUGUCGCCCGUGCCCAUCACCAUACGCUAUGGGUACGCAAUCCGCGCUAUCGUGAGAUUCAUCUCGACAAGCUGCUUGCGAACAGAAAAAUUUUUGAGUACUGGUCCCACGCUGCGGCAUACCUGCCAAUGCAGGACUAUCGCCAUGCGCUGCCGAGAAUGCAGCUUGAAAAAAGCAGAAAAGGCCACUGGCACAGCAAGAGUCCGAAGCUGAUGCGUCAGGUCCUAAAGCGUAUUGAAAAUGAGGGGCCGCUGAGCGCGCGGGACUUUGAAGACACCGGUGGAAGGCGUCAGGUAUGGGAACGAAAACCGGCGAAGUACGCGUUGGAGCAGCUAUUUAUGGAAGGCGUGGUCAUGACCACCGCGCGUAAGGGCUUUCAGAAAAUCUAUGAUCUGACCGAGAACGUGCUGCCGGCCGAUGUAGAUAGAUCAAUGCCAGGCAAACAAGAGCAUGCGCGUUUCCUUGUAGAGCGUUUUCUGCAGGCACAUGGCCUUGGCAAGACUAUCGAGUUUUCCCAUCUGCGGCAGGGAUUCAAGGCGGAUAUCGCACAGGCUGUUACCGACAUGCACGAAGCGGGUACGCUGCUGAAAGUUGAAUCCUGCGGCGAGCAAUGGUUUGCGUUAUCGAAUGCACUGGAAGCGCUGGAGCAUCCAAUUUCGAGAGCCUCGGUGCGCAUCAUGUCGCCUUUCGACAAUCUCGUGAUAUUGCGGAAGCGCAUGCAGUCACUGUUCGACUUUGACUACCAGAUUGAGUGUUAUCUUCCAGAUGCCAAACGCAGGUUCGGUUACUUCUCCCUGCCCGUACUUUGGCAGGGAAGUUUGCUAGCACGCAUGGAUUGCAAGGCCCACCGGAAAGACCUCCUGCUGGAGAUUCGUCACCUUGCGAUUGAAAGUAGUGUGAAGAAAACACAAGGGUUUCUUGAGGCGUUGUCGAAAGAAGUCUGGAAGUUUGCGCGCUUCAAUGGAUGUGAUUCAAUCCAGCUCCAGCGUGUCAGCAUGGAGCAGGUUGAUCGACCAAAGCUGCAAAGUGCACUUAAGCGACUGAUCGUCGCGACCAGAGAGUUCUGA
This is a messenger RNA of Nerophis lumbriciformis (worm pipefish), 1215 nucleotides long. Lineage: Eukaryota; Metazoa; Chordata; Actinopteri; Syngnathiformes; Syngnathidae. The record is from RefSeq and is a predicted model, not a curated record.